AUGAUAAUUUCGCAUCUAAUGUUUAAACAUCAUGAACGAAGAGAUCGUGAGUCGAAUGAACAAUGGGUAUUCAUUCGUCUGUUCUUUGCACUGAAGCGAAAAGAGGAGGACGACUUCCUUGAAGAACUAGAGCAAGCUAGAGUAAAUCCAGUAUCAUUUAAACAGUUGUUUACUGCUUCCCUGGGUGUCGAAACACUAUUGAUUGCUGCUAUUCGUGAGGAUCUUAUACGUGCGUUGGACAGGAUGAUUCAAUUGGGAGCCGAUACAACAAAAGAUGUGGUGUCUCCGGUAAAAGAAGCGUGUAUUCUUGGUCACUGGAGAUCGCUGGAAAUAUUGUUGAAAUCAAAAGAAUUGGAUUUAAAUUCAGCAGCUCCAUUAACAUUUGUUGUGGAAUUUUUCGGUUACAAAGAUGAUUAUGAAAAGUGUUUUGAAAUUUGGUUGAACCAUCCAACUAUUGACAUUAAUCAACAAGAUAAGCGGAAUAAUACUGCUCUGUUUUAUUCGGUCAAAUACAACAAUGCUCUUGAGUUGCUGAACCGAGGUGCCUACAUUGGAGUUCGAAAUAAAUUUGAUCAGCUCUCGAACCCGAAAAUUGAUGCAAAAGGGCUUGAAAAUUAUUUUAAUAGUUGCAUCAAAACGGAUGAUACAAAACCUCGUUCAACGAGAGACAAUAAUUUUGAAAUUGAGUUUGACUUUAAGAACUUAGUUCACCCUCCACGCACCGAAAGUAUUACCGAUGUGAAGACUUUGAUUGAGAACUUUUCAGAAUCGAAUGACCUCAAGCAUUUAACAAUGCAUCCCUUGAUUACUGGUUUCCUAUCCUUCAAAUGGAAUCAGCUGGCAUGGUUCUUCGUCGCACAUUUUUCCUCGUGUGCAUUAUUCGCUGUCAUCACCGUUCUUUAUAUUUUAGGAUAUUACAAUUACCAUGAACCCAACACAUUGAAGGAUAAAAUGAGUUUGUACAUAUUCUUGUUUACCAUUUAUAAUGCAGCACGAGAAAUAUCUCAACUAAAGUUUUUAAAAAGUAUGGAGAAUUACUUAGGAUGGUUACUGGCUGUAUCUAUGAUGUUGAUUUUGUCCGAUGUUGGUUCAGAUACUUGGCGUCGUAUUUUUGCAGCUACAUCAAUCCUAUUAAUCGCAAUCGAAAUCUUCCUUUUAUUUGGGUUACUACGAAUCCGGUAUUUUUAUGCUCAUUAUGUCAUGUUGAAAACGGUUACCUGGAACUUCUUAAAGAGUUUCUCACUGUAUGCCAUCAUUCCAUUGGCAUUUUCUCUUUCGUUCUUCAUUUUGUUACAUGAGCCACUGAAAGAGAGUACGAAAGGUGAAACGAAUGAUGACAAAGCUGAUGGAGAUUUCAAUACAUUCCCAAAUAUUGGGCUAUCAAUUAUAAAGACGUUGAUGAUGUCCACAGGUGAAUUCGACACUGCCAGCAUCAAUUUUAAAACAAAUGCCUUUAGUUACAUCAUUUUCAUGACAUUUGUAUUCAUCGUUCCAAUUGUUCUUUUGAAUUUGCUGAAUGGCUUGGCCGUGAGCGAUACGCAGACGAUCAAAUCACAAGAUGAACUAACAACAUUUUUGAGUUUAGCACAACUCAUAGCUCAACAUGAAGGCGUAUUCAAUAUCAGAAAAUUCAUGGAAAGAUUCAUGUUUCGUGCAGGCAUCUUCAUAUUCAAAAAGGCACAGUCGGACUGUCGCAUCAUAGUUAUGCCAAAUGACAAUAACCAGAUUAUUAUUCCCUGCUUAAGAGAUCAUGGAGAACCGCAUCGUUGCCGUCGUAUGGAUUCAAAAACCGUUCGCUUUGCCCUUGAACCGAGAUAA
Sitodiplosis mosellana (orange wheat blossom midge) is the source of this 1818-nucleotide messenger RNA. RefSeq names its product transient receptor potential cation channel protein painless-like. NCBI's taxonomy places the organism in Eukaryota, Metazoa, Arthropoda, Insecta, Diptera, Cecidomyiidae. Gene Ontology annotation, cellular component: membrane. The record is from RefSeq and is a predicted model, not a curated record. Bases 1 to 1818 code for a protein of 605 amino acids. The transcript is spliced from 5 exons. Gene Ontology annotation, molecular function: monoatomic ion channel activity. Gene Ontology annotation, biological process: monoatomic ion transport; transmembrane transport.